Molecule: messenger RNA, 1523 nt
Organism: Aspergillus saccharolyticus JOP 1030-1
Lineage: Eukaryota; Fungi; Ascomycota; Eurotiomycetes; Eurotiales; Aspergillaceae
Product: putative DNA repair protein Rad1
Exons: 6
Coding region: 90-1523 (477 amino acids)
Biological process (GO): DNA damage checkpoint signaling; protein N-linked glycosylation; DNA repair
Cellular component (GO): checkpoint clamp complex
Source: RefSeq, a predicted model, not a curated record
AUCUUCUCUUCUGUUUUGCCCUGUGAAGCGUGUUUCCUCGUUACUCACAAGCCCUUUCUAUACUGUACUUCUUUGUUCGUCACGCCUCAAUGUCUUUGAACCUGGUCUGGGAGGCAGCUUCUGCGAGCCCUUACUCUCCCCUUAUCGCGAAAGAUAGCCAGUUCUUCGUCGGCUUUAGUCUCCUGCUUGCUGCCUUUAUACUUACCGGUCUCUUCGGAUUGAAUCGUUCCUUCACCAGCAUUGCAUUUUUUGGCGUGCCAGCAGCGCUGGCGUUUGGCUUCGGUGCCGUUUAUAUGAUCUGUGCCGUUGGGGUCUACUUACCACCUCUGAUACCCCAUGUACCAUAUCCUGGACAAGCAGGGGGAAACAUGGCAGACGCAGAACCUAUCUUCACAGCUGUCUCCAGCAACGCCCACCACCUCUACACUCUACUUCAAUGCAUCGGAUUCGCACCGAAAGCCACCGUCCAGAUCACUCCAGACGGCAUUCGCUUUUCUGUGGAAGAAGCGCGAACAGUACAAGGCCUCGCAUUUCUUGACAAGGCCCUCUUCACCAGCUACACCUUCAACCCACCCGCCGCUCCCACCACCACGCGUCACGACAAUGACGACGAGGAGCACGACCCCGACUCCCCAUCCGCUGACACAGACUCCAAUACGACACCGACAUACUACCCCUGCUUCGAGAUCUCCCUCACAGCUCUGCUCGAAACGCUCAAAAUCCUGGGCAUCAACGACUCCAUGUCCGGCAGCAGCAGCGGCUCGCGAGCCGGCAGCGUGCAACCUGGGGGCCACAGCGCCUUCACCACGCCGGCCCUUCUCCUCGACCGCUCGUGCACGCUCCGCUACAGCACCGAGGGCAGCCCGCUGAGCGUCACCCUCACCGAGACCGGCGUGAAGACCACCUGCGAGCUGACCACGUACGAGCCCGAGGGCGGCGAGAUCGAGAUCCCGCUGCAGCGCGACGCCAUCAUCAUGAAGAUCAUCAUGCGGUCCGCCUGGCUCCACAACGCCAUCACCGAGCUGGCCGCCACCGACCCGUCCGCCCUCAAGAUCUCCGCCUCCGCCACCCAGGAACCCUUCUUCGCCUUGUCCGGCGCCGGCGGCUCCAUCAGCGAGUCCACUGUCGAGUUCUCCGUCGAGAACCAAGCCCCUGAAAGCACUACUGGUCAUGGCCCGCGUGAGGGUGCCUCCGCCGACGCGGCCCCGCGCGCCAAACGAGCCCGACUCGCCCCGACCGUCACCGAGACCUUCCUGGUCAGUCCGCCCUCGUCGAUGGGCUCGCGCAUCCGCCAGGAUUACAGGUUCUCGGCGGUCCAGAAGGCCGCCCGCGCCAUGGCUGUCGCGAAUAAGGUCAGUAUCCGUGGCGAUCGGCAAGGGGUGCUGAGUCUGCAGUUCAUGAUCGAGUUCGAUGUCAACGGGGGCAGUGGGGCCAGAUUACACGCUCGAGGUGGGUUGGCGCCCGUGGUGAGUUUUGUGGACUUUAGGUUUGUGCCGCUGUUGGACGAGGACGCGCUGUUGUAG